Myotis brandtii (Brandt's bat) is the source of this 1095-nucleotide messenger RNA. Its product is annotated as cytochrome P450 4V2. Gene Ontology annotation, molecular function: heme binding; oxidoreductase activity, acting on paired donors, with incorporation or reduction of molecular oxygen; iron ion binding. Lineage: Eukaryota; Metazoa; Chordata; Mammalia; Chiroptera; Vespertilionidae. The transcript has 6 exons. The coding region runs from base 97 to 1080 and encodes 327 amino acids. The record is from RefSeq and is a predicted model, not a curated record.
GGCUGGUGCCUACGGGUUGCGGGAUGAGGGAGAGGCGAUUGGGCCUGGCGCCACCUCUUCCCCCGCCCUCCCGGCCCGCUGCGCCCGCCCCCGGGAAUGUCGGGACUCCUCCCAGGGCCCGCACUUGAAAGGCAGGGGCUGGACCACGCCCUGGCACCAAGCACUGGGCCCCAAGGUUCAGGGUCUCAGUCCACUGCAGAGCCGACCACUGGCGCGAUGGUGGCAGUCUGGCUGGUGCACGUCGGGCAGAAGCUGCUGCUCUGGGGCGCGCUCAGCGCCAUCACCCUGGUGGGCGCCACCCUCAUCCUGAGCUUCCUGCAGAUGAUGGCAAGUUACGUGCAUAACUGGCUGCAAAUGAGGCCCAUCCCCACCAUUCCGGGCGCCUACCCCUUCGUGGGACACGUGAUGAUCCUGGAGCGAGGAGGGAAAGAGUUUUUCCAGCACCUGAUUCAUUUCACUGAAGAAAACAGACAUGUGCCAAUGCUAAAACUCUGGUUUGGCACAGUACCAGCAAUAGCCAUGUAUAAAGCCGAAACUAUAGAGGUAAUUUUAACUAGCUCAAAGCAAAUUGACAAGUCUUAUCUGUACACAUUCCUACAACCAUGGCUUGGCCUAGGACUUCUUACCAGGGUUGCUUCUCACCCAUAUUUUGCAGAAACAGCUAUGGGCAAGAGUAUUGAUGCUCAGACUAAUGAUGAUUCUGAGUAUGUUCGUGCAGUUUAUAGGAUGACUGAUUUACUACAUCGAAGAAUGAAGACGAUUUGGUUCUGGCAUGACGUAUUGUACCUUUUGUUUAAAGAAGGAAGGGACCACAAAAGGAACCUUAAGAUCUUACAUAAUUUUACCACCAAUGUCAUCAAUGAACGGGCCAAUGAAAUAAAGAGAGAUGAAGAACGUAAAAGUGAUGACAAGGGCACGACCCUCUCCAACAGAAAACGCAAGGCUUUUCUCGACCUGCUUUUAAAUGUGAUGGAUGAUGAAGGGAACAAGCUCAGCCUUGAGGCUAUUCGAGAAGAAGUGGACACUUUCAUGUUUGAGGUAUUUUGCGUUGUCAUGUUAGUCUCAGGUAUCAUCAUUUAACAAAUUACAGUUCCU